GUUUGGGGGAAAAUUAAAUGGGACCUGAUUUUAGAAAUAAGUUUUGUCUGUUUGCCUCAUUGACCUCUUCUUCGAUCUAUCAUGGCUGCCGCGUGAGAAAGGUGUAUGCUGUAGAGUUUUCUGUGCUUCUCUUAUUCUACUUAAUGGUACUUUACUUUGCUUUUAUUUGUCUAUUCACACAAGUUAUAUAGCCUUACAAAUGUUAAUGUAAAACACAGUGCAGUGUGGAUUGAUUUCUCAUAUGCAAAUGUAUGUAUACUUUUUUUCUGCAAAGUAACAUGAUCACAAUUAUUUGUUAAUAUAACAAAAUGACAUUGUAAAUGUGUAAUUAUUCUUUAUGGUAACAAUGACAACUUACUGGUAAUGCAAUAUACUCAACUAUGUAGCAAGACUUCUUGUGCAAACAUUUAUUCAAACCUUAUGAUGGGUAUUAAAGUAAGUAUGACAGUUAUGGUUGUGUGAGGCAUUGUAUUUUUCCCUUGGCUGUUUUUCAGAGUACCAGACUGAAGCCUUCAGAAUUGAAAUUACUUCAGAUCGUAACAGUCAACUUCAAACCGCCGAGACAUGGCGGAAGGGAACGUACGGCCGCUCCAGUGUGGCGAGGAAGUUGAGCAAGCUUCUAUACUGGAGUACGCUGGGUAUCCAGCAGACGAGGCCGCGUCGUUAGACACCCUACAGGCGAGACACACCGCAGAGAGCCGGCUCUUCAUUGGCUACUUCGAAAACGAAAAGCUGUUAGGUUUCGUCUGUGCCACGAGCACUGAUGCAGAUCGCUUAACCGAAGAGUCCAUGCACACCCACAUACCUCAUGGUGAAACAAUCUGCAUACAUUCUGUAUGUGUUGACCAAGGUGUACAGCGUCAAGGAAUAGCGACUAAACUACUGAAGGAGUUUGUUCACAAAGUGAAAGGUAGUUUUCCCGAGGCUAAGAGAAUAUGUCUGCUAUGUCACGAGUAUCUGAUCCCUUUGUACACCAAGGCAGGGUUCGUUCUAGUCGGGCUGUCAGAAGUUGUGCACGGUAAAGAACCGUGGUAUGAUUGUGUUAUGGAGUUAUGAUCUAUAUUGCACAAUGUACCGUUAAAUAAAGUUGUGUUUGGUAAAAGCAUGUUAAAGUCACAAUAGGGACAACUAUUAGCAAUAAAUCAUGAUCACAUAUCCACGCAGUGUAUAUCAAUCAUUAGCAUCGAUUCCUAUUGGUACAGCCAGAAUGUCAUAAGCCUGGUGUAGAAAACCAACGAGUGAGCAAAGGGAAUGAGGUGGUUAUAUCAAAGGACCACGCGUUUUUUCUCUAGGUGUAUAUGGUAUAAGUUUAUGGUAAAAAGCUCGCUCAGUCGGUGCGUGAUGCAGUGACCACUUCACUUACUCUGUGGUUCAUUUGGUGCCUAUGUGUCAUUGGUCAGGCGUUAUAUCAACGUUAACACUAUGGAAAAAUUGGGUCUUACUUUACCUUAUAAUUACUUAAAAGUGGGUCCUUAAUCAAAAUAAAUCAUAUAGACUGUGGUAUGAGCCCAAAGCAGAUGUGACGGAAAACCAUUCAGCCCUUCCGACAACAGUGGGUCCGUAAAAAUUUUCUACCACAUUCCCAAACAAUGGCCAUUGAAAGACUGUUU
Branchiostoma floridae (Florida lancelet) is the source of this 1610-nucleotide messenger RNA. RefSeq lists its product as uncharacterized. NCBI's taxonomy places the organism in Eukaryota, Metazoa, Chordata, Leptocardii, Amphioxiformes, Branchiostomatidae. The transcript has a single exon. The record is from RefSeq and is a predicted model, not a curated record. Bases 565 to 1056 code for a protein of 163 amino acids. Gene Ontology annotation, molecular function: aralkylamine N-acetyltransferase activity. Gene Ontology annotation, cellular component: cytoplasm.